AUGAGAAGCUCACGCUCUUCCCCACAAUCCGUGGGCUUCAAUUCGAAUUCAAACAUGGACAUUACAGAAGAAAUCAUUAGUCCUCAAGACGCGGCUGGCAUAGAAUUGGAUAAUGAAAUAGCUUCACUACAGGAACAAAUCGCGUCAUUAAAAGAUCAACGUCGCCUUCAAACGGCUACUAUCCUUUCUUCUCAAGCUUCAAAAUCCAUUUUGUCGAACUUGCGAAAGUCUUCCUCUAAAACGAAAUCCGCCCAAUUUACUACUCCUACAGACUCCGAUCCACUGCUUGCGACUUCUGUAGCUCAAACAACUCAUAAUCUCGAGAAUCUAUAUCGCGCAUGCGCAUCAAUUACAUCCUUCCAAAUCAAAGAUCCGGACCCGAAUGCUGUGGACAAUGGGCAUAUAUUGGGACUUCGAAUUGAAGCCAGCAGUUCGGGGAAAUUUGUUCGACCUUAUUACAUAAUGUUAAAUAAACCAUACUCUGGAUCAGCAGCACUGAGAAUACAUCGGCAUACAGUGCCUCCAUGUAUCCCUUUGGCUAGCCUGGCUGCGAAAUAUUUGCCUGCUCCUAAAGUCGCUGAGGGUAUCGUCAAAGAGAAACGACAAGAUUUGACUGCGUUUGUACGGAAAUUACGGCGAGAGAUUACGGGUUAUCAUUUACGUGUGGCGUCCAUCAAGCAUCUACGAAAAGGGUUCUCUUUGGAUGAGAAACUAAGCAGGAAAGGAAAAGAAAAGGAGCGAGAGAUCGCAGAUAUCAGUGCUGCUGAUGCAGAAGCAAAGCAAGUGAGGAUUGAGUGGAUAGAUGGCAAGGUUGGUAGAUGCGUUGUAGGGAUGAAUGGGGAAGUCGUCAAAUGUGUCAUAAUCGGAGAGGAUGGGCGUGAUCGUGAGACGGAAAGAAGGGUCUUGGGCGGUGACAAAAGAAUGGAGGGAAUCGCUGACAGAUUGAUGGAGGAGGCUCUCUUAGAAAUUCUGGAAGGCACGAAGACUUUGAGACUCUCUCGUGUGUUAUGCAGCUACCAGAAUUGCAGUUUCCUUACUAUAUGCUUCAUUUUUCCCUGGCUGUCACAGCAAUGCACAUUUGAUCAUUGUCGGUCUGGCGAUGCUCGAUCUUCAGACCAAUCAUAUUCAGUUCCUGCUUUAGGAGAAUUUAACUGGCCAUACUCCUCAGUCAACACUGCGUUCAGUAGUGUUGGCUGCACGAAAUCAGAUUCAUCAAGCAUCAAGCUUUUGGCGGUCUUCACAGUACUCUUUCCUUAUAUUCCUACAUUUAACUACACAGAAGAUGUCAGAUUUGCAAUGGCGAUAAAUAAAGCUCAGUAG
Molecule: messenger RNA, 1320 nt
Organism: Botrytis fragariae
Lineage: Eukaryota; Fungi; Ascomycota; Leotiomycetes; Helotiales; Sclerotiniaceae
Product: putative cenp-o kinetochore centromere component protein
Exons: 5
Coding region: 1-1320 (439 amino acids)
Cellular component (GO): Mis6-Sim4 complex; kinetochore
Source: RefSeq, a predicted model, not a curated record